Molecule: messenger RNA, 906 nt
Organism: Cajanus cajan (pigeon pea)
Lineage: Eukaryota; Viridiplantae; Streptophyta; Magnoliopsida; Fabales; Fabaceae
Product: ethylene-responsive transcription factor ERF107
Biological process (GO): regulation of DNA-templated transcription; ethylene-activated signaling pathway
Molecular function (GO): DNA binding; DNA-binding transcription factor activity
Source: RefSeq, a predicted model, not a curated record
CAUGUCUUUAACUCUCUCUCUAUAUAUCUCUCAAUUGCUAUUCUUUUUCUGCAUCAACUGCUUCCAAAACUUCUCAAAGAUGGCCACAGAAGAAGAAACCACAACUUUGAAACUGUUGCGCCAAUAUCUCUUAGGGGAUGUUUCAGACCCUUUUCUCAACAAUCUCAUUCCUGUAAAACUUGAAGACCCCUCAUCAUCAGACCUUGAUUUGGGUGCAAACUUCCCAGAGCAAAGCAGCUUCUGCACGUUUCUAGAAUGCUUUGAUCUUGAAGCAGACACAGAAGUGCAUGAGGUCCAAAUCCAAAACUCUACUGCUACAAGUCCACCCCAGAAUUCCUUUUUCGCAGAAGCAAUGGUGUCAGAGAAAAAGGAAGCAAGACGUUACAGAGGGGUGAGGAGAAGGCCAUGGGGGAAGUUUGCUGCAGAGAUCCGUGACCCCAGAAAGAAAGGGAGUAGGGUGUGGCUAGGCACAUUUGAGAGUGAGAUUGAUGCUGCUAAGGCUUAUGAUUGUGCUGCCUUCAGAAUGAGGGGUCAGAAAGCAGUGUUGAAUUUCCCUCUUGAGGCUGGAAAUUAUCAUCCAGAGCCUAACACUUGUGGCAGGAAAAGGAGAAGAGAGUACACAACACCUGCCACUACUUCAACUCAUGUUAUGUCAUGAGUGUGUGUGAGAGUAUUUGUCAGAUACUUAAGUUAAUGCAAAGUUUUAUACUACAGUUGACUGUGGUGAGGUCUGUUAUUUAAAUCCUUGACCUAUGGUUAAGGAAAGCAUAUGGGGUGAAAUUUAAUUAAACAGUUCUCAAAGAAAUCCAGAGUCUGUUUGGAUAUAAACUUAGAAGAGUUUCUAAAAGCUUCUUUAUUGAAAAAAAAAAAAAAAUUUCUAAUAUCCAAACAGAUUUCUAGUUCCAC